UUUUUUUAUGUGGAAACUAGAUUGUAAGCCUAUUGUCUGAUUCACACUCUGAAGCAGAAGGUGGCGGUAAUGCACCAAAAGCGGGUUGCCAACCGCCGUUAAAAACAAAGAAGAAGAAGAAGAAGAAACCUCAGAGGAAGAAGAAUUACCAGCAAAGCUCUGUUGUAGAUUGUUAUGAUGCCUCAGAAGUCUGUGUGAAAUCACUGUCGGGAGGAACAAACGCUGCCUGUAAAGUCAUUGUCUGAUAAGGGAACGAGUCAUCAAAGCUUUCGGACGCUGCUAGGGUUGAGUCUUCAGAGGAGAGAAAUUCAUGUUCAGUGAAGCUCCUCCCACAAAUCCUGCAGAAUGACACACAAAGAAGAUAAUGAAGAGCAAACAGAGUUGAUUGAAGAAAAUGAGGAGAAUGAAGAAUUGAGUGAAGUUGAGGAGAAAAAUCAUGCUAAAACUGGAGAAAAACCAUUGAGUUGCGAACAGGAAGAUUUAAAUGAAAUAGCCAAUAAAUCUUUCACCUGCAUUCAGUGUGGAAAGGGUUUCUCAUUCAAACAUCAACUUGUGCUUCAUAUGAGAGUUCAUACUGGAGAGAAACCAUACACAUGUGAUCAAUGUGGGAAGAGCUUCACUCAAUCAUCAAGCCUUAAGGAGCACAUGAACAUCCACACUGGAGAGAAACUAUACAAGUGUUCACACUGUGACAAGAGAUUCAGUAGGUUAAGAGACGUGAAAACACACGAGAAGAUCCACACUGGAGUGAAACCAUACACAUGUGAUCAGUGCGGGAAGAGUUUCACACUAAAAGGACACCUUACAGAGCACAUGCGAGUUCACACUGGAGAGAAGCCGUUCACUUGUGUUCAGUGUGGAAAGUGUUUCUCACGAUCAUCAAACCUUAACGAACACAUGAACAUCCACACUAGAGAGAAACUGCAUGCAUGUGAUCAAUGCAGCAAAACAUUUUUGAGAGCUUCAGUUCUGAAGAAUCACCUGAGAGUUCAUUCAAAGGAGAAACCACAUUCAUGUCAUUUGUGUGGAAAGAGUUUUUCAUUUCUACAAAAUUUGAAAGUACAUCAGAAAACACACACUGGUGUGAGAGAGUACAUGUGCUUUGAGCGUGAAAAGACUUUAACUACAGAAAACUGUUUAAAACACACAAGAGGAUCCACACUGGAGAAAAACCGUAUCACUGCACUGCAUGUGGGAAGUGUUUCAAACAUUCAUCUUCUCUACACAGUCAUACAAAAACCAAUCACAGUAUCAUCUUCAGAUCCAGCACUUUAAUAUCUGAUGCUGGGUCCUCACCACGUGUGACACAAUCCAUCAAGCAAUAAAAUAUCAUCUGAUAAAUCUGUCAUUACAAGUGACAUGACAAAGAAACAUUUAAAGUUUUCACAGUGAAUAAAGUUCAUCUUCAUCUUCAAAACCAGCAGAUUUAACUGAGAUUCAGAUCAGCUCAAAGAUGUAGUUCCUCCCCAAAAAACAAUGUCAGAAAGGUUUAUUCUUGUGUAUCAUUUUGCUUCAAGAUAUAAAUGAUAUCUUUGUGUUUUCUUAUGAGCCUCAUGUUAUGUUCAGUUGUCUUCUAAUGCAUGUAUCACUUGUAGGGCUGUGCAAAAAAUCGAGUACGAUUUUCAUGAGCAUCUCUUCAGUAAAGACGCUCCUGUGAUAAGUAGUAUAUCUCCAGCACGUGCGUUAAGAUCAGG
This is a messenger RNA of Cyprinus carpio (common carp), 1694 nucleotides long. Its product is annotated as gastrula zinc finger protein XlCGF7.1-like. The transcript is spliced from 3 exons. The record is from RefSeq and is a predicted model, not a curated record. NCBI's taxonomy places the organism in Eukaryota, Metazoa, Chordata, Actinopteri, Cypriniformes, Cyprinidae. The coding region runs from base 346 to 1275 and encodes 309 amino acids. Gene Ontology annotation, molecular function: DNA-binding transcription factor activity; RNA polymerase II cis-regulatory region sequence-specific DNA binding. Gene Ontology annotation, biological process: regulation of transcription by RNA polymerase II.